AGUGCUAACAUCCCAUGAAGUGGCAGUGAAAAUUAUUUCUUCAUAAACAUUAUUUUUAAAUCGUUAAAAAACACGUUUAGAUCAAAGUAAUCAACUUGAUAAUUUUAUGAAUUCGUCCAUGCAGCCAGAAACGAAGGAAGCAAUUUAUAUAUACUUGAUCGCUGCUAUAGCCGUUUGGGUUACUUACAUCAUCUGGCACAAUCGCCGCUUACCACCAGGACCAUGGGGUAUUCCUAUCUUCGGCUACUUAUUGUGGCUCGACCCAAAAAGCCCUUACUUAACCUUGACUAACUUGGCCAAAAAGUACGGCUCAGUGUAUGGGUUGAAGCUGGGAAACGUCUACACUGUCGUUUUGACAGAUCCCAAAGUUAUAAAAACGGUGUUUUCAAAGGAUGCAACGACGGGGAGAGCUCCUCUGUAUUUGACGCAUGGAAUUAUGAAUGGAUAUGGAUUGAUAUGUUCGGAAGGAGAUCUAUGGAAAGAGCAUCGCAGAUUUACCUUCAACACUCUGAGACAAUUUGGAGGUACCAAAGUUGGAGGUACUCAGCGAAAGAAAAUGGAGACUCUCAUUCUACUACAUGCGUUAGACUUCGUUAAGCAUAUUGAUCUUGAUAUAGACAGCGAAAUCGACAUCGUUCCUAGUUUACGUCAUAGUUUAGGCUCAGUCAUCAAUAUGAUUGUGUUUGGAACUUCUUGGUCUAGGGACAACGAACUCUGGAUAUGGCUUCAAAAUCUCCAAGAAGAAGGUCCUAAACAUUUGGGAGUAGCAGGUCCAAUGAAUUUUCUUCCAUUUUUCAGAUUUUUUCCAAAAUACCGUAACAUUAUAUCUUUCAUAAAGACAAAUCUACACAAAACUCACGAGGUCUAUCACGAAUUGAUAGACCAACAAAUAAAAUUAUUACAGACCACUGCAGGCACCACAUCAUUAGAUAAUGUAGAUACGAGCACUGGGCAAAACUUUAUCCAAUGUUUUGUGUUAGAGAAGCUAAAGAAAACCGAUGAAAAUGUUAGACAGUUGUAUAACGAUACGCAAUUUGUUUAUUUGUUGGCAGAUAUAUUUGGAGCGUCGCUGGAUACUACAUUGACCAGCCUGAGGUGGUAUUUUCUAUUCAUGGCAAAAAAUCAAACUAUUCAAACAGAAGUCAGGAAAGAGCUUGAAGAGGUCCUUCAAAGACGUCCGGCAUCGAUGGAAGAUAUAAAUCAGCUACCACUCUUUGAAGCAUCAGUUUUAGAAACAAUGAGAAUCAGACCUGUAGUCCCGAUAGGCAUACCACAUGGUUCCGUAGAAGAAAUGGAAAUUGAAGGCUACAGGAUUCCAAAAGGAACUAUGAUUGUGAUGCUACAGUGGGCGUUACACAUGGACGAGAAGGUUUGGGAAAACCCGAACGAGUUUAAUCCACGAAGGUUUAUUAACUCUGAGGGAAAAGUUGAAAAGUCAGAAUAUUUUGUACCGUUUCAAGUAGGUAAACGGAUGUGUGUAGGAGAAGAAUUGGCACGAAUGUUUUUGUUUUUAUUUACCUCUACAAUACUCCAAAACUUUUCGUUUAGCUUAAGAGACGAAAACUUCGAUACAUGGGGAGAAUGCGGCAUCACACUAACACCUUACGAUUAUAAAUUAAUUGUAGAAAAAAUUAAGUAAUUUCAGUAAUAAAACUUUUUUACUUUUUUAAA
Diabrotica virgifera virgifera (western corn rootworm) is the source of this 1671-nucleotide messenger RNA. It is a transcript of the gene phtm, whose product is annotated as cytochrome P450 306a1. The coding region runs from base 107 to 1639 and encodes 510 amino acids. Gene Ontology annotation, cellular component: cytoplasm; intracellular membrane-bounded organelle. Gene Ontology annotation, molecular function: heme binding; iron ion binding; oxidoreductase activity, acting on paired donors, with incorporation or reduction of molecular oxygen, reduced flavin or flavoprotein as one donor, and incorporation of one atom of oxygen. The record is from RefSeq and is a predicted model, not a curated record. Lineage: Eukaryota; Metazoa; Arthropoda; Insecta; Coleoptera; Chrysomelidae. The transcript is spliced from 8 exons. Gene Ontology annotation, biological process: xenobiotic metabolic process.